CCUGUAUGGACACGUCUCACCGACGGAGGACGAGAACAUGGCUGCCUCCUUGCGUCUGGGUCGUCAAGGGAUAUUAUUUGGCCUCAGAUUAUCACAUUUUAGUAAAUGUUCACGGGCCAGACAUCCAUGUCAGGAGCACGUCAGGCACUUCUUCCAGUCGCCAUGUUUCCUCGGUGUCAGCGGACUCAAAGUGGAAAUGCCCGCUCUCUCUCCCACCAUGGAGGAGGGAAACAUAGUCAAAUGGCUGAAGAAGGAAGGUGAGGCGGUGGCAGCAGGCGAUGCCCUUUGUGAGAUUGAGACUGACAAGGCCGUCGUUAUCAUGGAAUCUAAUGACGAUGGUGUCAUGGCAAAGAUAUUGAUGGAGGAGGGCAGUCGCAAUGUGCGCCUAGGCACUCUCAUUGCCCUCAUGGUGGAGGAAGGGCAGGACUGGAAGCAGGUUGAGAUCCCCCCUCCAGAGGCUCCGGCUCCAUCUGCAGCUCCACCUGCUACACAGGCAGCCGCUGCUCCAGUCGCGCCCCCGGCUGCUCCCGCUCCACCUCCUCCACCGAAACCAGCCACAUCAGGACCGUUACGUCUGAGUCCAGCUGCAAGACACAUACUGGACACCCAUGGUUUGGACCCACACUUGGCCACAGCCACUGGACCAAGAGGACUUAUCACCAAGGAAGAUGUGUUGAAUCUCUUGAAGACGUCUCCUGCUCCCAAAGCUUCCCCAGCCAUGGCUGCCCCAGCUCCCCCGAGUCCCGUCCCCACCCCGGCAACUGCCCCUCCACCCCCAGGCAGCAGGCCCAACGUACCUCCUCUCUCUGUACCAGGGAAGCCAGGAGCACCGGGCACUUUCACUGAGAUCCCGGCCUCUAACGUGCGCCGCGUUAUUGCUCAAAGGCUAACGCAAUCGAAGACCACCAUCCCCCACGCUUACGCCUCGGUCGACUGCGACAUGGCUGCCAUCAUGCACCUCCGCAAGGACUUGGCCAAUGAACAAAUCAAAGUGUCUGUUAAUGAUUUCAUUAUCAAGGCAGCUGCUGUAACACUUAAAGAAAUGCCAGAGGUGAAUGUGACCUGGUCUGAGGAUGGACCCCGUGCACUAGAUUCAAUCCACAUUGCGAUCGCGGUGGCGACUGACAAGGGCCUCAUUACCCCCAUCAUCAAGGAUGCUGCAAGCAAAGGGGUCCAGGAGAUCUCAGCUAACGCUCAGGCACUGGCCCGGAAGGCUCGAGAUGGGAAACUUCUCCCUGAGGAGUACCAGGGAGGCUCAUUCAGUAUAUCCAACCUGGGGAUGUUUGGUAUCAGUGGCUUCAGCGCUGUGAUCAACCCUCCUCAGGCGUGUAUUCUCGCCGUCGGGACCUCCAGGGCCGAGCUGCGACUGUGCGAGGAUGACCAGACGCUGCGCACCCAGCAGCUGAUGACAGUCACACUGUCCAGUGACGGAAGGCUGGUGGAUGACGAAUUAGCCUCGCGGUUUCUCGAUAAAUUCCGUGCCAACUUAGAACAACCGCAACGCAUGGCCCUCGCCUGAGGAAGACAAAGUGAAAUAGCUGUGUGGAAGGGAUCUGCUUUCGCAAGCAAAGAGCUCUUAAAAAGUUGAUUCCUGUUCUUGUGCUUGGAUUAAGGAUACAAAGUAGGCUUGCACAUAGUAUAAACUGCUGUUUGUGGCUUACUUUCUGACAGAUAAUCGGCAGGCUUUGUGAUGGAGGAGUUAUAAUUGGCUUCUGCUAGAGGAUUCUCGCAGCAAGACAAGACAGAAGUUGCAUGGCAGGGUGCAUCCCACACACAGUAAUAUGGGAGGUUGUUCCAUCACACCAGUGUUGUAUAUAUAAAAUGGUUAUUCUAGUUCUAUUUUUCAGUCCCAGUGUAUCAAAUCUGUGUCACUAUUAAUACACAUCCAAACGAUUCUGUGAAAAAAACCCCAUUAUGUUCAUUUGUCAAAGAUAUUUAUUAUUGAACAUCGAGGGAAAUCCUGUUUCAAGACAAAUCAUUUAAAACCAAACCGACUUAACUUAACUCAUUGUUCAUGUUAAUAUGUUUUAACUUAUUUCAUACCUUGUGACAUACGAGAACACAAAACAACUAUACAAGAUAAAAAUGGCCAUUUAGUCUUUGGUUUUCCGUAGAUGCCAAUAAAGCACAUUGUUUAACUUUGAA
Messenger RNA from Acanthopagrus latus (yellowfin seabream), 2145 nucleotides. It is a transcript of the gene pdhx, whose product is annotated as pyruvate dehydrogenase complex component X. NCBI's taxonomy places the organism in Eukaryota, Metazoa, Chordata, Actinopteri, Spariformes, Sparidae. Gene Ontology annotation, molecular function: acyltransferase activity. The coding region runs from base 38 to 1519 and encodes 493 amino acids. Gene Ontology annotation, biological process: pyruvate decarboxylation to acetyl-CoA. The record is from RefSeq and is a predicted model, not a curated record. Gene Ontology annotation, cellular component: pyruvate dehydrogenase complex; mitochondrion. The transcript has 11 exons.